Molecule: messenger RNA, 1062 nt
Organism: Pollicipes pollicipes
Lineage: Eukaryota; Metazoa; Arthropoda; Thecostraca; Pollicipedomorpha; Pollicipedidae
Product: serine protease inhibitor A3N-like
Exons: 3
Coding region: 1-1062 (353 amino acids)
Molecular function (GO): serine-type endopeptidase inhibitor activity
Source: RefSeq, a predicted model, not a curated record
AUGGCCAAAAGAGCCGCCGCGCAGAGCCAGCAAUAUCAGACGACCCGCCCGGGCGCGCUGGUCGACACCAACCCGGCGGCAUACGUGCUAAACGAGCGCGUCGUCACCCGCGUGUUCAGUGGCCGGAACGAGGUGGUGUGCACCUUCUGCCUGCUGCAAGUACUGACGGCCGCCUAUCGGCUGGGCAACGCCAAGCCUACACUCAACGGUACGCUGAUGGGUUACUACCGGCCUGCCACCUUCGCCGCCUGCGAUGGGACGGCUGGCACGAGGCAGCAGGCGCGCUGCAAGAGUAUCCUCGACUUUGUGCGCGGCCGCGGAUCGGCAGUUGACUUCGCGAAGCCAGAGACGGUUCGGCUUAUCAACAGCCAGGUGGAGCGCGCCACCAACGGUAAGAUCCGACAGCUCUUCACGAGCCUGGCGGCCGACACCAGCCUCAUCUUCGCGUCGGCGCUGGUAUUCCGCGACAAGUGGGGGAGGCAGCUGGAAGCCCAGCCCGGCGUGUUCCGCACGGGCGCCGGUCCCGUCAACACCGAGAUGCUCUACAAAGAAACUUGGCUGCCGCUGCUGGACGGGUCGACAGACGGCGUGAUCGGUGUGUCACUGUCGUACCGCAACGACGCCAUCCGCAUGUUCCUGUUCACCACGACCGACGGCUCACCGGUACAGGACAAGCUGCGUCAGCGACACUACCAGGCGCUGGUCGGUGAGCACAACAUCACCUACACGGCCGUCACGUUGCCCAGCUUCAACAUCGACUCCAAAAAAUACUCGUACAUUGACCUGGCACAACAAAUGGGCAUUCGCGAGAUGUUCGUCCGCGGCUUGGGUGCUGACGACCGGCUGCUCGUCGACCAGCUGGUCCAUAAGGCGGUCAUCUCGAGUGACCGGCACGGUACGGAGGCGGCGGCCGGCGCCGCCGGGAUCGGGCUCGUACCAACUAGUUUACCCCCCAAGCCGUUCCAGGCGCGCUUCGACCAGCCGUUCGUCUGCUCGCUGGUGCACGUCGAGCUGGGCGUGCCCAUCUUCACCGCGUACAUCCACGACCCAACCCAGAAGUAG